Selaginella moellendorffii is the source of this 2442-nucleotide messenger RNA. Its product is annotated as pentatricopeptide repeat-containing protein At2g35030, mitochondrial. The coding region runs from base 50 to 2374 and encodes 774 amino acids. Gene Ontology annotation, molecular function: protein binding. Lineage: Eukaryota; Viridiplantae; Streptophyta; Lycopodiopsida; Selaginellales; Selaginellaceae. The transcript has a single exon. The record is from RefSeq and is a predicted model, not a curated record.
AUUCAAACCUUUCCUUUUGCCGCUCGCACGCUCAUGGGAUCUCCAUUUCAUGGGCGCUACGCGGCAGGGAAUCUCUCCCGGUAGCACAGCGCUGGAUCUACCCCAAUUGGAAUCACUCGCUAAAAACAAGAAGAAGCCUCCACUCUCGGAGUUUUUGAUCUCCAGUAACUCGCAGUGCUCGGGAGAAAUCCUCGCAUCUCUUCUCAAGGCGUGUGGAGAUGACCACGACAUUGCUCGAGGGAAGCGAAUCCACGAGCUCAUCGCCUCCAAUGAGGCCCUCCGAUCGGAUAGAUCCCUGGCGAAUAUGCUCCUCCAGAUGUAUAGCAAGUGUGGCAGCCUGGACGACGCUCAGCGGGUCUUUGAUGGCAUCGCAGCCCCCGAUUCCUGCUCGUGGACGACAAUGGCCACGGCAUAUGCCCAAAGAGGGUAUAUCCACAAAGCCAGGGACAUGUUUGAAAGAUUCCCGGCAUCUCAAAGGACCAUCGUCUCCUGGAACGCUCUCCUGGCAGCAUACGUUAAGAACGGCUGCCUCAAACAGGCGGAGGUGGUGUUCGAUUCGAUGCCAGGGCAAAAUGUUGUGUCAUGGACAACAAUGAUCCACGCAUAUUCCCAUUCCGGGCAUAUAGAGAAAGCAAGGAAGCUCUUUUCCUCAAUGCCUGAGAAAAACCUUGUGUCAUGGAACACAAUGCUCCAAGCUUUUAUCGACGCAAACCAAAUGAAUCAAGCACAAGAUUUAUACGAAACAAUGCCCCACUGGAACGUCGUCUCUUGGAACUCGAUGCUCGCAGCAGCUGCCCAGAGUGGUCGUCUGGAAGAGGCAAAAGGAAUCUUUUCUUUGAUGCCGGAGUGGGGAGUUGUCUCAUGCACAAGCUUGAUUCUAGCAUCUUCUCGAGCUGGGAAUCUCGACACCGCCAAAGCCAUGUUUGACAAGAUGCCCGUACGGAACAUAGUGGCCUGGACGGCCAUCCUCGCCAUGUACGGAGAGAAUGGCCACCUCGAGCAAGCCAAGCACAUCUUUGACACAAUGCCGAAGCGUAACUUGGUUUCCUGGACAUCGAUGCUUUUGGCAUAUGCCUCUAAUGGUCAUUUGGAGCGAGCAAAGAUGCUGUUUGAUGCAAUGCCGGAAAGGAACAUUGUGGCGUGGACUAUAAUGGUUCAGGCAUAUGCCGAUUCCGGGCAAAUGGAACUUGCGUGCCUUGUUUUUGAUUCCAUGCCCGAAAAGAAUGCCGUUUCAUGCACUGCAAUGGUCACCAUUUUUGCGUCCAAAGGUGACGUUGACCGUGCCAGGACAAUAUUUGACUCAAUGAACGGGAGAGAUUUUGUUACGUGGUCAGCGAUGCUACAAUCAUAUGCCGAGAAUGGCUACGUUGACGCUGCCAAAGCCACCUUUGACUCCAUGCCCGAGCGUGGAAUUGUGGCAUCUACGGCUAUGAUACAGGCGUAUGGACAAUCCGGCCUUGUUGCACAAGCCAAGCGUGGAUUUGAUUCUAUGCCCGAGUGUGACACUGUGUCAUGUAUGACUAUGUUAUCUGCAUUUGCCUUUAAUGGGCAUCUGGAGGAGGCCAAGGCCAUAUUCGAGACGAUGCCACGUACGGACGCUGUCGUUUGGGCCACCAUGCUCCACGCCUACAUUUACAAUGGCCACCCCGAGAACGCGUACGACAUCUUUGGCGCCAUGCCCGUGCACGGCAUCGUUGCUUGCACGAGCAUUGUCCAGCUCUACGCGAUGAGCGGGCAGCUCGGGCAGGCACGGGCAAUGUUCGAGAAUAUGCCCGCCCGUGAUGCGGUGGCGUGGAACGGCAUGGUUGGUUCUUACGCCCAGAAUGGCAACCUCGUGGCCGCCAAGAAGCUCUUCGAUUCCAUUCCGGAAAACGUCCAUUUGAUGUCGUGGACGGUCGUGAUCGCGGCCUUCGCAAACUUUGGGAUGGGAGUCGAUGCCAUGGAGAUUUACCACCUCAUGAAUCUACACGGCGUCAAACCAGAUGCCCUGUGUUUUAGAGGUGUGCUCGUGGCGUGCAACCACAUUGGGCUCUUGUACGAAGGGUGGCGAUGUUUCCUUCACAUGAUCUACGAUCACGGAAUCUCGCCCAGAAAGACGCAUUUCUGCUUCAUGGUGGACAGUCUCAGCAGGGCCGGGCAACUGGAAAAUGCCGAGAGCCUCGCAAACACAAUGCCCUUCGAGCCGGAUGUUUGUACGUGGAGCGCAUUGCUGGCGGCGUGCGAGGGUCACAAAGAUGGCGAGCGCGGCGUUCGCAUCGCCCGGCAUUUGCUCGGCUUGGAUCCCAAGCACUCGGCAACGCACGUAGUUCUCUCAAACAUGUGUGCCGGGCUUAGGGCAGUCGUGGAGGAUCCAGCGACUGUUUCUCAGGGCUAGCCACGUUUCUCAAAGCAUCUUGUCAUAACCCUCCAUUGUCAAGGUCUUGGUGUUUGAUUUGGAUGCUA